Messenger RNA from Rhinopithecus roxellana (golden snub-nosed monkey), 643 nucleotides. It is a transcript of the gene ARL14EPL, whose product is annotated as ADP ribosylation factor like GTPase 14 effector protein like. The transcript is spliced from 3 exons. The coding region runs from base 1 to 459 and encodes 152 amino acids. The record is from RefSeq and is a predicted model, not a curated record. Lineage: Eukaryota; Metazoa; Chordata; Mammalia; Primates; Cercopithecidae.
AUGAGUGAACAAUCAGAGAAAAACAAUUCCAUUCAAGAGGGACACACAGAUCGUAGUUUUCCUGAGAAGAACUGUCAAAUUGGACAGAAACAACUGCAACAAAUAGAGCGGCAGUUAAAAUGCUUGGCAUUUCAAAACCCUGGACCACAGGUAGCAGACUUCAAUCCCGAAACAAGGGAGCAGAAAAAGAAAGCCCGGAUGUCAAAGAUGAACGAAUAUUUUUCUACAAAAUACAGAGUAAUGAGGAAGUACGACAAAAGUGGCAGACUCCUCUGUAACAAUGUUGACCUGUGUGAUUGUCUAGAGAAGAACUGCCUGGGCUGCUUCUACCCAUGCCCCAAGUGUAACUCCAACAAGUGUGGGCCCGAGUGCCGCUGCAACCGACGGUGGCUUUACGAUGCCAUCGUCACCGAGUCUGGAGAGGUCAUCAGCACGCUGCCAUUUAAUGUUCCUGACUAGGGGUUCUUGCAUAUGGAAUGAUCUGUUUCUUCUUCUUACACAUUUAAGUCAACCGCUUUCUCUUGGGUGGAUUUUAGGGCUUGGGGGAAAUAUUGAAAAAAACAUACUGAAGACUCAUGUUCUGUCAAGCCCCAGAACAAUGUAGAAUGGGCAAUAAUUCUGUAACCUUCUUAACUGUGUCAAC